UGUUUAAUCUAGGAUGGAUGCAACUCUGAAAGAGCUGACCAGCUUAGUGAAAGAAGUCUACCCGGAAGCGCGGAAGAAGGGCACGCACUUCAAUUUCGCAAUUGUUUUUACAGAUCUCAAGAGGCCUGGAUAUAGGGUGAAGGAGAUCGGCAGUACCAUGUCAGGCAGGAAGGGCACAGAUGAUUCCAUGACGUUGCAGUCUCAGAAAUUCCAGAUAGGAGACUACUUGGAUAUAGCAAUUACUCCUCCGAAUCGCGCACCGCCCCCAUCAAGCCGCAUGAGACCGUACUAAACUAUUGCUUCUUUGUAUGAUUACAUCUUCGUUUAUUCCUACUUGCUGUUCUAAAGCAGGCUUAUUUUUUUGCUUUUGUUGCUAAGCAAGAACACCUGAAGACAAAGCUAAGCAUCAGAAAUGAAAGUUAACUUUUAAACCUUUACUCUUAGUUUAUUUGUUUAGAAGAAACACUUGUCUUUAGCAGCGCCAUCAUGCUAUCCCUGAUUGUUAUAGUUUGAACAGUAAGUCAGCUUGUCCAGUGUUUCAAGAUUUCCAUAAAAUAUAACCAGGAUUACAGGUGUUCUGUAGUUCUGUCGUUUGGAAUAAAGACUGAUGUUGUUAGUCUU
Messenger RNA from Pygoscelis adeliae (Adelie penguin), 621 nucleotides. RefSeq names its product Sin3A-associated protein, 18kDa (gene SAP18). The transcript is spliced from 2 exons. Gene Ontology annotation, cellular component: nucleus. The coding region runs from base 14 to 292 and encodes 92 amino acids. NCBI's taxonomy places the organism in Eukaryota, Metazoa, Chordata, Aves, Sphenisciformes, Spheniscidae. Gene Ontology annotation, biological process: negative regulation of DNA-templated transcription. The record is from RefSeq and is a predicted model, not a curated record. Gene Ontology annotation, molecular function: transcription corepressor activity; transcription factor binding.